GUAUUUCUCCCUGAGAAAAACAUGUAUUUUCACUAUCGAUAACCCAGGCACAACAGUUCGUUUCCGAGUGUUCUCGAUUCCUCCAUGUCCUUGGUUCCCAAAACUGAGAAAAACGACGCCCCCGUCGUCGACAUUGAUAGCGACGGCGACGGCGGCGUCACCGUAGCUUCCGUCAUUAAAGAUAAGUUAUCGCAGAUGAUUCCAUCGUCUCAAGUCGAGCUUGUGCAGCAAGAAACCCCUGUCUCGAGUUCCACUCUUUCUGUCUCUGACGGCCGGUUCAGAAGUUUCUGGAAAGCCGGGGAUUACGCUGUUGGUCCCUCUUCGAAGCCCGCUCCCUUUCAAGGUCACUUAGAGCAUGCCCGGGUGCACCCCAAGUUUCUGCAUUCUAAUGCGACUUCCCAUAAAUGGGCUUUUGGAGCAAUUGCUGAGCUAGUGGAUAAUGCUGUGGAUGAGAUUCAAAAUGGUGCAACUUUUGUAAAGAUUGACAAGUUUGGUGUCAAGAAGGAUAAUUCACCUGCAUUAUGUUUCCUAGAUGAUGGUGGUGGAAUGGACCCUAGCUCAAUUCGAAAAUGCAUGAGCUUGGGUUAUUCAUCAAAGAAGUCAAAGACAACAAUAGGACAAUAUGGCAAUGGAUUCAAGACUAGUACCAUGAGACUGGGUGCUGAUGUUAUUGUUUUCAGUAGGGCAAGACAUUCUGGCCGGGCAUCACAAAGUGUGGGUCUACUAUCCUAUACCUUUUUGCGGAGAACUGGGCAAGAUGACGUAGUUGUUCCAAUGAUAGAUUUUGACACAUCUGGCCAUUGGCCUGAACCAAUUGUAUAUAGCUCACAGGAUGAAUGGACAGCGAACUUGAAAACAAUUCUUGACUGGUCUCCGUUCACAUCAAAGGAGGAGCUCAUGCUUCAGUUCGAUGAUAUAGGAUCACAUGGAACCAAAGUUUUAAUAUACAAUUUGUGGUUGAAUGAUGAAGGGAUAUAUGAACUGAGUUUUGAUGAUGAUAUGGAGGAUAUUAUGCUGAGAGAUGAGGCCAGCCAUGGGGCUGAGAAAAAAUUGAACAAAAAAACUGUUCAGCUUCAGUCUCAUAUUUCUUACCGCAUUCGUUAUUCUCUACGGGCAUAUGUUUCGAUGUUGUACCUCAGAAAAUUUUCUAACUUCAAAAUCAUACUAAGGGGUAAACCUGUGGAUCAGUACAACAUAGCAGAUAACUUGAUACAUUCGAAAGUAAUUCCAUAUAGGCCUGUGCUAGCCAUUGCAUCAAAUGAGGCCGCAGCAGAGACAAAGACAACCAUUGGAUUUAUAAAGGAGGCACUUUCUAUUAAGGUUAAUGGAUUUAAUGUGUACCACAAAAAUCGCCUAAUCAAGCCCUUCUGGAAAGUUGUUUCCGAUGGUUCAUCAAAAGGGAGCUGUGUUGUUGGAGUUCUUGAAGCCAAUUUUAUAGAACCAGCGCAUGACAAGCAGGAUUUUGAGAGAUCAGUGCUGUUCAUUCGGUUGGAAAACAAGCUGAAACAAAUGACAAUGGAUUACUGGAAAGGCCACUGUCACUUGAUUGGAUAUCAGCCCCUAGAUUUCAGAUCACAAAAUGUUGUAAAAGAAGCCCAGAUACGAAAAUCAGCUGAGCAUUCAACUAAUCCACAGAAUGAAUUGCCCUCUGACAAACCUGAGCAUCGAAACACCCAGAGUUUAAAUCAAACAAUUGUUGAUCUUGAUGUGACUGGCGUGCAAGAUUUAAGUCACGAGCAACUUGGUAAAAUGGUGGGAACUCUGCAGUCUGUAUCUGUUGAUGAAAUCUGUGCAGAAAACAUAAAACUUUUUGAGAGGUGUGAGGAGUACAGGCUAAAGGAGACACAACUAAAAAAGAUGGUUGUGGACUUGGAGGAGGAAUAUAAAGAAAUCCAGAAAAAAUGUGCCGUUCUUGCUUCACUCUUGGAGACCAAGAGGAAGGCGAAGCGUGUUAAGGGAUGAUGGUUACACUAUACAAGCAUCAUUUCAACAAGAGGCAAGUUGAUUGCGUUUCGUAAUUAACUUUAAAAGUAAUGUCUUAGUGUAAAUGUAGCUGUUUUGAAAUUACUAUGAAAACCUCUUACUUUGUUCUUGAACAUCUAAUUUAUGAAGUUCUGUUUUUUCGGUUAUA
Molecule: messenger RNA, 2131 nt
Organism: Vigna umbellata (rice bean)
Lineage: Eukaryota; Viridiplantae; Streptophyta; Magnoliopsida; Fabales; Fabaceae
Product: protein MICRORCHIDIA 1-like
Cellular component (GO): nucleus
Molecular function (GO): ATP hydrolysis activity
Source: RefSeq, a predicted model, not a curated record